Molecule: messenger RNA, 3732 nt
Organism: Esox lucius (northern pike)
Lineage: Eukaryota; Metazoa; Chordata; Actinopteri; Esociformes; Esocidae
Product: arylsulfatase I
Exons: 3
Coding region: 889-2622 (577 amino acids)
Source: RefSeq, a predicted model, not a curated record
UCCAGUUCUGUUGCUCACGUUCUCAUUGUAGACACUUUCACCAGUGGUCACAGGGGUCAGCAUGGGCACCUUGACUGGUCUGCAGCUACGCAGCCCCAUAUGCUACAAACUGCGAUCCACUGGGUGUUCUACUAUAUAUAUAUAUAGUAUUGCUAUCAAUAUUUUGGGGAGGAUGUUGUGCUUUUAAUACCACUAUGUUUAGUUUGUAAUAGUAAGAAUUGUGUUUGUUCUUAGUAACUCAAAUCCCUUAUUAAAAGUCUAACCCAGCAGGAACUUGCAGUUGUACGGUUGAAGUUUACAUUUUGUCCAGCAGGGGUCAACAUUGAGUUUCCCCAGGAAUGAUAUCUUCCACGGGUGUUUUUGAACAGCUUUUGGAGGAGUUUUGAAACCCUGGUUUGUAUUGUGUGGGGCCUGGUUCUGCCCACCAUACCAAGGAGGUGCCUGGAAAAGUGGAAGAAUGUGUCAGGCUCCUGUGAGGGGGAUGUCUCUGACUAGACACACAACAAAGACAGACCGACAUACAGACACUAUCGAGACAGAGGCUUGCACAGAUACAGAGCAGCGUGAGAGAAACAUUCACUCCAAACUCACAGAUGGAGACAUUCUUCACCACCCUCACUUACUGCCACCAGAUCAAGGAUGUGCUACCCAACAUGAAGCCAAACCCAUAGGUGCCAACCGAGAGUUAGCGGAUUAUGGUGUUGAUUUGAGAAUGUUGACUUCUUCAGGCGACCGGACACUCAGUAUGCUUCCAGUGGGGUCAACAGCUAGCCUCCUGCCUACAACACCCCUACUGUUUGUGUGGACAGAAAGCAGGGAGGGCUCUGCAAGGCUGGUCUGAAUCCAAAUAGCAGAUCGCAGACAGAGAGGCUAAGUUCAAGACUAACAAUGGUUUUAAGAAGGGCUGUCGAAUUGGGCUUCCCCCUGCUCGGAGUGGUCUUACUCGGCGGUCUCUGCUGCGUGCAAGGCGGUCAAAAGCAGAAGGUCUCGGUCUCUCAGAGGGUGCCGGACACCAUACCCCCUCACCUCAUUUUCAUCUUGGCGGAUGACCAGGGAUAUGGGGACGUGGGCUACCAUGGCUCGGACAUCCAGACACCGGUUCUGGACCAGCUGGCUGGGGAGGGGGUGAAGCUGGAAAACUAUUAUGUCCAGCCGAUCUGCUCACCCUCGCGUAGCCAGCUCAUGACCGGACGGUACCAGAUUCACACAGGCCUCCAGCAUUCCGUCAUCCGGGCUCGCCAGCCCCUGUGCCUGCCGGCUGACACCCCCACCCUGGCUGAGAGGCUACUGGGGGCUGGCUACAGCACCCACAUGGUAGGAAAGUGGCACUUGGGGUUUUGCCUGCCUUCCUGCCUGCCCACGGGCCGUGGCUUUCAGAGUUUCCUGGGCUCCCUGACUGGCAGCGGUGACCAUUUCUCUUACCAGAGCUGUGACCAGGCUGAGGCCUGCGGCUUUGACCUUCACGACGGGGAGAGACCGGCUUGGGAAAUGAGUGGUAACUACUCCACAACUCUCUAUAUAGACAGGGUAAAGAAGAUAUUGAGGGCCCACGAUUCCCGCAAACCCCUCUUCCUGUACCUGGCCCUCCAGGCCGUUCACACUCCCUUGCAGGUGCCAAACCAUUAUCUACAGCGCUACAGUGGCGUGGAGAACCGCUCUCGCCGUCACUACGCGGCCAUGCUGAGCUGCGUGGACGAGGCUGUGGGAGAACUGGUGCAGGAGCUGAAGACCAGGGACCUCUACCAGAACUCUGUCCUGGUCUACUCAUCAGACAAUGGUGGUCAGCCCCUCUCUGGGGGAUGCAACUGGCCCCUGCGCGGGGGGAAGGGCACCUAUUGGGAGGGGGGCAUACGGGCAGUGGGUUUUGUCCACAGUCCGCUCCUGAAGCAGAAAGGAAAGGUGAGCAAGGCUAUGAUCCAUGUUUCAGACUGGUACCCCACACUGUUGUCUCUGGCGGGGGCCCCCGUGAAGGGCAGAGGCAAGCUGGACGGGCACGACGUGUGGGGGGCCAUAAGCCGGGGGCUUCCCUGCCCCCGCACUGAGAUCCUGUUCAACAUCGACCCAGUAUCCCGAAAGCCCGGUGAAGCAGACCCCAGGACCCUGGCCCGCAAUGGCUUCGGCAUCUGGGACACGGCGGUGCGGGCAGCCAUCCGGGCUGGGGACUGGAAGCUGCUGACGGGGAAUGUAGGGGACGGGGACUGGGUGCCCCCUCAGACGCUGCCCGGGGGGCCCCAGCAGUGGCAGGGCAUGGAGAAACGCCGGGACCAGAGGGGGAAAUCCGUGUGGCUCUUCAACAUCACCGCUGACCCUUACGAGAGGUCGGACCUGGCCGAGGCACGGCCGGAGGUGGUCAAGCUACUGCUGGGCAGACUGGCUGAGUACAACCAGACGGCCGUGCCACCCCGAAACCCCUCCGACGACCACAUGGCGGACCCUCAGCUACAUGGCGGGGUAUGGACACCCUGGCUGGGUGAGCCGAGCAACAAGGUGCCAGCAGGGGGCAGUGUGGUGGGAAGUAAGGGGAAAGGGAGCAGUAAGAUGAAGCACUGUAAGGUGUGCAAACUGAAAGCCCUCUUUAAGAAGGUGGGCUCCCGGAUGCAGAGGUACUCACUGUUUUUUUAGUCCACAGAAAGAAGGACAAUGACAGAGGAGAUUAGUCACUGACUGUCUCCUGGUCACCAUGGCAACUGUCAGAUUGACAUUGAGACUGAUGUUAUGAUUUCUCAUCCACCCAAUGAGAACACUGAAACACACAGAGGGGUAUUUCCUUUAUUUGGCGUUUAGUUAUGUGUAGUCUAUUUGGUGAUGUAAUGGACCUUACAGGCUACAUUCCACUGAUGACACUCUCCUCUAUUCCAAAGCCCACUCUAAACAACACCUCAAUGUGACAAAAUCCUAAAGUGUGAAGUGGCCAGAAAAAGCUCAUAGAGAUGAUGUUACACUCUUCCCCGAUGUUGUGAUCUUCACAAUGCAGUACAUCCAGAAACCAAAGAAUCUUACAGACUUGUGGCUCCUACCAUAUGUGUGUUAUGCUAGUUGUAAAAUAAAUUGGAUUCAAUGACAAAGGUUUUGAAUGUGCCACAUUACAGGAGCCAGAUCACAUCAGAUCAAAAUGUAAAGCAUUCGUCCCUUGACUGUAAGCCAUCUACGUUGGAACAUACACUCGUUCUACACUUUAUAGUGUAAUGUAGGUUAGCAAUCACACAUACAGGAGGGAGAAACACUCUCUGUUCGGUAUCUCAUGAAGUCUGAUAGAGUGCAGAACAAGCUGCCUGCUGCUUUCCCGCCUCCUCCUACAUCCGCCUAGCCAGGUUUCACCAGUCCCUUCCAUCCUCUUUUUCGGUUUUAUCUCAUUUUCUCAUUCGCUUAGCUUCCUCACAGAGGCAGGGAACGUCGUCACCCUCUACCCUCGUUGUCUUGUUGUUGUGGUCUUCUACCACCUCCCCGUUUCUUCCCGAUGUUCAGAGUUAUGUAGCAGAAAGAAAGAGGAGUAAGAGGAGGAGGUGGGAGGUUGCCAGGAGGCAGCAAGGCCUUACGGUUGCAACAUCCCUGCCUUAUCGGUGAUCUCCUUAUUUGUCUGUAUAAUUUUAUGCAAACAGAAAUGUGAUCUACCGUUUGCUGGUUUCCAUUUACAAAUACACCCUGGCGAAAUGUGCGGGCGAUUUGUCCCCUGUGUUGAUUGCCGCUGUGUGUCUGUGUGCGGACAGCCGUAUGUGUGUGCAUGGCAUGAAU